UAUUUAUCGGUUAUUUUUUCGGAUGACUUGCUACGGCUAUGCCCAAAAUGACGGCAUAUGUCAGUCACUAAUAGCUUUUCAGAGUCUACACUUAUGGCCACGUUGACGCAACUCCUCCUUUGGAUUGGCCUGUGGUACAUAUCGAAGGUCCACGGAGUUGCCAAGUUCACAAACAUUGAGUGUUUGAGUGCGGAUAUGAACUUUACCACAAUUUCUUUGUGCCGAUUGUACGCCGUGAAAAGGGAUGUGGUGGAAAUGAGUUUGAGGGCCAAUAUAAUGUACUGGCCAAAAGGCCGAAUAGCGAUGCGCAUGCAGCUGCUGAAGAAGGCCAGUGGCUACAAGCCUUUUCUAUACAACAUUUACCAGUCGGAUGUGUGCGAGUAUCUGGAAAAACGAAAUCAUCCUUUUGUCAACAUCAUUCUCAACAGUUUCGGAAAUAGAACCAAUGUGAACAAGUGUCCAAUUCCAUCCGAAAUUAUCGUAGAGCACUUCCGAUUUCCGGUUAAGGUAUUGGAUAGGAUUCCCCUACCAUCUGGGGACUAUGGAUUAUUUACCACAUUUAGUUCCCUUAAAAAGGAAUUAGUCCAGGUUAAGGUUUAUUUUACACUUACAGAAUAUCGCUGA
This is a messenger RNA of Drosophila subpulchrella, 624 nucleotides long. RefSeq lists its product as uncharacterized. The transcript is spliced from 4 exons. NCBI's taxonomy places the organism in Eukaryota, Metazoa, Arthropoda, Insecta, Diptera, Drosophilidae. The coding region runs from base 58 to 624 and encodes 188 amino acids. The record is from RefSeq and is a predicted model, not a curated record.